This is a messenger RNA of Oreochromis aureus, 2581 nucleotides long. RefSeq names its product transmembrane protein 132C-like. Lineage: Eukaryota; Metazoa; Chordata; Actinopteri; Cichliformes; Cichlidae. Bases 1 to 1557 code for a protein of 518 amino acids. The record is from RefSeq and is a predicted model, not a curated record. The transcript has 3 exons.
AUGGUCAAAGUCCUGACUCAUUUUAUAGCCGAGUCAGCUGAUCCUCGAGGCCAGACCAGCUACAUGCUGGGCAGCGAUUGGCAGGUGGACAUUACGGAGCUUGUUUGGGACUUCCUCAAAGUAGAGAAUGCACAGGUUGCACAGCUGCUGGACAAGAAGAUACUCGUGGGCCUUGACACAGGCAUGACCACUAUUCAGGUGUUGUCUCCUUUAUCAGACUCAAUCCUGGCAGAGAAGACUAUCACAGUGGUGGAUGACAAAGUGACCAUCACAGAGUUGGGGGUCCAGUUGGUAACAGGCCUUUCCAUGAGCCUGCAGCUCAGUCCGGGAAGUAACCGGGCCAUCCUGGCUACUACAACCACACAGGAAGUCCUGCGGAGCCCCAAACAGGAGGCCUUGAUUAGUGCCUGGCUACAGUUCAGUGAUGGCUCUGUGGCUCCACUAGACCUCUACAAUCCAGACUUUUUUGUCCUGACGGCCACUUCACUAGACGAGGAAGUCGUGACAGUGCAGCAGGACCCUUCCUGGAAAUGGCCUGUCAUUGUGACGGAGGCAGAGGGUCAAGGCCUGCUGGUCAGGGUGGAAAUGACUGUGAGUGAAGUGUGCCAAAAGUUCAAGCGACGCAGCAUUAUAGCGGCGGGGAACUGCAACAUCAGGGUGAAGUUUGGCCAUAGUGACAGCUCAAGAGGAGGGAGCAGCGACUAUGGUCCUGAUGGAGAUGAUAUGGAGAACAGGGGCAGGCUCUCCUCCCAGGACAGGACCGGCCUCGACACACACUACUAUGGCAGUUCGAUCUCUGACAUGGAGGAUGGCGUGCUGAAGAGAGCCACCACAACGAGAAGCGCAAUAAUCCGCAGACCCAAUGGGGAUAAACUUUCAGUGGAUGGUAGCCAGAGCAUACCAAUUGACUUUGCUGACUUCCCCGCACAAGUAGAUCUGCCCCGUGGUCGCAAUGUGGACGACGAACUCAUUCAGACUGCCCGAGGACUCACAGACCUAGAAAUCGGCAUGUACGCCUUGCUCGGGGUCUUCUGCCUCGCCAUCCUGGUCUUUCUUAUUAACUGCAUUUCCUAUACGCUCAAAUACCGUCACAAGGAGCUCUCCAUCGAGGGCCAGGAGAACAUGAACCAUGCUCACGACUGGGUGUGGCUGGGGAACGAGGCCGAGCUGCUGGAGAGCCAAAUCAGCCUUUCGCCUCAGCAGGAGGAACAGACCUCCAUGAUAGACUCAAGCAGCGGCCUCGAGGAGGGCAGCCACUUGCUGAACGGAGGCUCUACCCAGAAGAGCGUGCCGAGCCAAGUGCAUCGGGCGGCGGACACAGGCUGCAUAGCCAAGGACAGCAAAGGAGACUCCCCCACCACCAAGAGAAAGCGAGUUAAGUUUACCACGUUCACCACUAUCCCCUCGGACAAUAGCUACCCCACUGUUAGCACACUGACUGGAAGCCACAGCCAUGACAUUAAGUGGGUGUGUCAAGACGUGCAGCUCGGAGACUCCAAGGAGUUGCGCAGUUACAUGGAAAGAUUAAAUGACAGUGCUUUAAAAGAGGUGGCAUAAUGUACUGUGUGCACUUGUGACAAACUCACCCAUAUGCCUUCCAGCCAGCGGAGAGUGGGUCUCAACAGAAACCAGAUCCACAGUUGGUGAUCGAGGAGUAAAUUUACUUCAGAAUCAACCCAAACUGCCAAAGGGUCAUUAAAUUUUGCGAGAAAUGUCAUGAUUCCACAUGUGACUGAUGAUAAAUCACUGACGAAAAAGAUGAGGUGGUUCUUUUGUUUGUCAGAUGGUUGCCACUUAAACAUCAUUUUAUUAUUACAGGAUUUAGAAUCGUGCAAGGAUCCCAGGACUGAUCUGCAGCAAAGCAUAUAGAGUUUAAAACGAACAGUGACGUGACUAGAUAGAUAUUCCGAGUGUGUGUGUGUGCACAUUAAAUGGCUUUGGAAGUUCUGUAUCAAUUUUGGAUUUCUUACAUGAGAGUUCUGGAAAGGCCAAAGCAAGUCAAGACAAAUCUGCAUGUUGUUGGGGGGGAAAAGAAAAGAAAAACAAGAAUGGCACAACUUUCCGGUUCAUUCUCAUCCUCCUUAGCAAGGCAUAAGACCUGUUAUGUAUAUACUGAACAACCUCCAAAGCAUUGUACUGUUGCUCUGUAUAUUGUAUUUUCAUAACAUUUAAGGAAUACACAGUAAUGUCAAGAGUGUGCAUCAGCUUUUAUUGACUGCAGCAUUGUGAGACACUGAGUCUUUAGAUUUACUGAAGUAGGUGGUGGAGAAGGUGGAGCCAAUUACACACUGACCUUUGUAUCAAAGACUAUUUAUAAGAUGUAAUUUACCCACAAGCAACAACACAAUCUAAUCCCGUUUAAUGCUGGCCAGUGAAGAAAGCAUCAAUACUCUCAUCUUGUCCAUUACAAUCCAGUACCCUGUCACCUCAGUCGGUAUAAGUGAAGGAGCUUUUAAACCAAAUGGCUGACCAUCAUGAUAAUGUGACAUUUCUCAAUACCGCCCUCUCAGUUAAAAGUUUUUCAAGGUUUGAAGAAAAUACCAAUUAACGCCUCUGUCCCAUAAUUACAAGCAAGGUAGGA